Molecule: messenger RNA, 3350 nt
Organism: Exaiptasia diaphana
Lineage: Eukaryota; Metazoa; Cnidaria; Anthozoa; Actiniaria; Aiptasiidae
Product: phospholipase A-2-activating protein
Exons: 29
Coding region: 105-2522 (805 amino acids)
Biological process (GO): proteasome-mediated ubiquitin-dependent protein catabolic process; ubiquitin recycling
Cellular component (GO): nucleus; cytoplasm
Molecular function (GO): ubiquitin binding
Source: RefSeq, a predicted model, not a curated record
CAACUUCACAAAUAUUUUUAGAAAACUCCGUCAUAAAACUUCAUUAUUUCUGCCUAAAUUUCUAUCCAUUUGACUCGAUAUUUUUCUGAAMGUUUCUCUAUACUAUGGCCUUUAAGUUAAGUACAGUUUUACGUGGCCACGAGCUAGAUAUACGCGCUGUUUGCCCUGCAGUAUUUCCAGCUGRCGCCAUCUUGACGGCCAGUCGUGACAGGACAACCCGUGUUUGGGUUCCCGAAGGGCAACAUUACACCGAAGGACAUGUUUUAGCGGGACAUGAGAACUUUAUCUCGGCUGUUUGUGCACUACCGCCUUCUGAUAAGCACCCGCAUGGUCUAAUAGCAACUGGCGGACAUGACAACAAUAUCCUUAUAUGGACACUGGAUUCAUUAGAACCUUUAUCUAAACUGGCUGGUCAUACUGGUGCCGUUUGCAGCUUGGUUGCUGGMAAGUUUGGUACACUGAUAUCUGGCUCUUGGGAUAACACAGCAAAAGUAUGGAUUAACAAUAAAUGUGUAAUGACCCUGAAAGGACAUGAGGCUGCUGUCUGGGCUGUAGAGUUGAUGCCUGAUCAUGGACUCAUGUUAACAGGGUCGGCCGAUAGAAAAAUUAAGAUGUGGCGUGCUGGUUCCUGUGAGCAGACUUUCUCAGGACAUACUGAUUGUGUACGAGGUCUGGCUAUAUUAUCUUUAUUGGAAUUCUUGUCUUGUUCAAAUGAUUGUACAAUCAGGCGAUGGAUGACUACAGGAGAGUGUCUACAGGAAUAUGUUGGACAUUCUAGUUUUAUCUACAAUAUAGCAGUAUUCCCCAAUGACAAAGAAAGAUUUGCAUCAGUCGGGGAAGAUAGGACACUGCGGAUAUGGGAAGGAGGAGAUUGUAAACAAACAAUAACUUUACCAGCGCAAUCUGUUUGGUGUGUAGCAUGUCUUGAUAAUGGUGAUAUUGUGACGGGAUCUAGUGAUGGGGUGGCUCGUGUGUUCACCUGCGAACCAGAAAGAUUUGCUUCACCAGAGGAAAUUAAGUUGUUUGAGGAAGAAGUUGCAAGUCAGGCCAUACCAGCCCAAUCAAGCRGUCAAAUUGGUGAUAUCAAACUAGAACAACUUCCAGGACCAGAAGCUCUACUUAGACCAGGCAAAAGAAGUGGCCAAACAAUAAUGGUCAGAAGGGGACAGACUGUGGAGUGCCAUCAGUGGAAUGAAAUGGAAGGGAAGUGGGAGAAGGUUGGUGAGGUGGUGGGUGCCCCUGGUACAGAGACAGCUAAUAGUAAGAAGUCAAUGUAUAAAGGAAAGGAGUAUGACAUCAUAUUCAAUGUUGAGAUUCAGGAAGGCAAACCACCCUUAAAACUACCUUUCAACUAUGGAGAUGACCCUUGGGUUGCUGCUCACAAAUUCCUUGCUGACAAUGACUUAAGUCAGCUGUUCUUAGAUCAAGUUGUAGAYUUUAUUCUCAAAAACACCAAAGAUGUAACCAUAGGCCAAGCCCCUCCUGCUGUCAGUGACCCUUUCACAGGAGGAUCUCGCUAUGUACCAGGCUCUGCAUCGUCGGCAGGACUUGGGAACCAGCCCUCUGUAAAUGGAGGAGGUGGRGUGGAUCCUUUCACAGGUGCAGGAAGUUACAGGCCUACAUAUACAGAUAAUACUCGCUCAGGGCUGGGUUCAGGAGGAGCUGCUGAUCCAUUUACAGGAAGUAACAGUUACAGACCAGCAGAAAUUACUGCAAGGAAAACUAAUAAAUACUUCCCCAAGAGUGAUUAUGUGUCAUUUGACAGUGCUAACGCUAAGGCAAUUCUUGGUAAAAUAAACGAAUUCAACUCUUCAGUACAUCAGAGUCAGCAGUUCGAUACCGAAGAGUUGCAGCAUUUAUCGGAUCUUUUAACACUGGUUUCGGAAAACAACACUCAAAAGUCUCCAAGUGACAAACAAUUACAGGUCAUGACCAAGGGAUUGAACUGGCCAGACAAUGUUAUCUUUCCAGUUUUAGAUGUUUUUCGUCUUGCUACGCGUCUUCAACCUGURGCGUCGUACUUCUGUGGCAKCACAGMAGACAUUAUAGAGAGAUUGGUAGAUCUGGCAAGAACCGAUAGCCCUGUAUCAAACGUACUUCUCGUAUUCAGAACGUUCUCCAAUCUCUUUUUAUCUACCGAAGGCUCUUCAUCAAUGAUUAAAUACAGAGAAAAAAUACUGUUCCAGGUUAAAACAUGGAUAUUAUGUCCUAAUAAGAAUGUUAGGGUUUCAUUAUGCACUGUUUUGUUAAAUUAUUCAGUUCUAUUACGAAAUCAACCCGACCUUGAGGCUCAGACCCAGUGUUUAGCAACCAUUGUGACCAUUCUUCAAACUGAAGCAGAUAACGAGGCUAGAUUUCGAUGUCUUGUCGCUCUUGGCAAUUUAAUUUGUAAUGAUGGUGAUAGCUUAUCGUACGUAAAAUCCCUUGAGAUAGAUAACUGUCUGAAAACUCUUGUCAAUGUAAAAGAACCACUAAAAGUUGGUGAAUGUGCGUCCUUGGUACUUUCUGUUSUGUCAGGAUAAAUGGCUUAAAGUGUAAUAUACCUCAUUUACUUUGGGCGCAAAAUUCGUUGAGAUUAUUUUGCUCUACUUGUCGCUGGUAAUUUAUCAAGAUUUGGGAUUAACAGAUACUCGUGAAGGAUUUAUCUAAAUGUGGGGGCCAUUUCAUUGAAAUACAGCUCCACAAUCUGCCAUCAACAUGGAUUCCAUAUUUGGCUAUCUUACCUUAUUUGGAAUACGUUGGAAUUCUCACUGUAGAAUACCUUUCUGAACUGAAGUUUUGGAAAUACAGUGAACUUUCAUGUAGUGUACUGAAUAAGUCUAUGUAUAUGUCGGUCUUAAUCAGAUUGUGUGAGGUGAUGGUAUUAUUGCACAUGAUGCAGUCAACUAUUCAUACAGUUAUUUCAAGAAAAAGGUAUACCAGAUACAAAAAAAAACUCGAUUUGUCGCUCGACAUUUUUGCUGUACAAGGUUAGCUUCAGUGUUUCUUAUUUUUCACGGCCUGUUUUUUGUUGCGCGACAAGUUAACAGUAUGAUUUGUGCAAGGUGUAAAACGAAAAACACCGACUCCAAACUUGAACAGCAGCAAAGCAGUGUUUUCCGCUUUUCUCGGCCUUUAAGUUUCUUAAAGAAACCGCUGCUUCAAAUGUGCAAUUAUUCAUCGACAUUAAGCACCCUUACAAGRGGUUCCUUACAAUAUCCAUUGUUUUCAAAAAUAAUGUCUUUCUGAAAUAGCUGUAUGCAGUACUUGUAGUACAAAUUUCAUUACAGAAUUAUUUAUUCUUUACUUAAAAUGAGGAGUUUUUAGAUAUAUUUGAUAAACAAGAAAUAAAACACUUAUAAUUCAAACUA